Aureobasidium pullulans EXF-150 is the source of this 748-nucleotide messenger RNA. RefSeq lists its product as uncharacterized. The record is from RefSeq and is a predicted model, not a curated record. Lineage: Eukaryota; Fungi; Ascomycota; Dothideomycetes; Dothideales; Saccotheciaceae. The transcript has a single exon. The coding region runs from base 7 to 687 and encodes 226 amino acids.
GUCAUAAUGUCUUCAUGGGGUCUGAAUUGUACCAUAUUACGCCAAACGGGUCUCGUGAAUCUGACGCGAUCGGAACUGAAUCUCGAAUGGACAGUGGAUACAUCGUUCUUCGACUCCAAGAAACAGCAAGUCCGUAAUCUCAUGUCGGAUUGGCAAGUCGCUCUUGGUUGGAGUGCGCCUGGAGCAUCGAGCCCUGGAAUCGCCCCAGCUAUGGCUUUCAAUCUAGAAACACCAGAGGGUGCUUCUUCCACUGACCUUGACUACUUUGCGAGAAACUUCUUGGAAGCAUCUGCCGCCCUCGAAAAAACAGUAUACGAAGUCGCCGCCGGGAACUCAACACGAGCCAAGAACGCCACUGUGCAAGGCACCAUGAAAAUACAACUCUACCGCAUAACCUUCAUCCCAGCCAUCGCCUUCGCUUCGAUUCUUACUAUCUGCAUUGCUGCAUCACUGACCGCAGGACUGGCGUGGUAUUCGGAGAUAUCCUUACGCACACCCAGAGGCAGGAUAAUCGACGGCUUGCGAUUGACAUCAGAUCUCUUGCUCGCCUUCCAAGGUCAGCAGUACGAUCUGCCGAAAUCCCAUAGCGAUUCAGAUACUGUCGAGAAGCGGGGGAAAGGGUUUCGUGUUUACUACAAGCCUUGGACGGAAGGCACUCAGGCCAGUAUUCGCCUUGAUCAGGUUUAGAUGUUGCAUGAUUUAUAUAGUGUUGAAGAGAUACGAAGGAACGCAAGACUCUAUGUGAACA